ACCUCUGUACCUGCUCUGCUCAGACCAUGGCUUUCUGAUACAGAGCUGCUUGGCUAGUCUCAGAAGCGCUGAGGGACCUGACAAGUCACCUCUUUGUGGUGGCCCUGGCAUGCGCAGAUUUGGGCAAAGAUCUGGGCUAUGGACGAAAUGGGCACAAGACAAAAAAAAAGACAACCUGAGAUAUUCCUAGAUACCUUGAUCUAUAUUACAAAAUAUCAGUUUAAUUGCCGGAUGUUAAAAACGAAAUCUUGACACAUGUCUAUGAUUUGUAGAAGACUGAUAGAGAUCACUUUGAUUGAUGUGUCUCCCAUAGUGCAGGACUUCACCCAAUCCGGUAGAACUCCCAAAGGGAAGACACUUCCAUGAUUGCCACUAGGUGGCGGUCUCUCUCUUGUAAGAAAACUGGUUGUGAUCCCGGUGCAAAGGAACUAGAUAUAUGUAGUAGCCCAUUUGUAGCCUUCACAAGUAUAAGAAGCUCAAGAAUGGAGAGAGGAAAUAAUGUUUAUACUUUAUACUAGAUAUAUAUAUAUAUAUAUAUAUUCUGUUCUGGAUGGCAGGUUGGAGACGGGUUGCUCCUUUACAGAGCUAUCACAGUUAAUAUAAUUUAAGAUGUGUUUGACACAGUAUGUUACAAAUCCAUCUCCUUUGAUCAGAUAUGUUUGCACAUCUUUCUUCCACGAACGCAUACAAGGGUAGGAGGCAAAGAGCUGACAUGAAAAUAAUGAGGAAUCGUCAGUAAUAUUGAUGUUUUUUUUUUCUUUUUCUGUGGAGCACUCGAGAAACGACUGCAACGGAAUACCUGAAUGCGGAGGUGACAUUAUAGGCGUUCUAGUAUGUGUGUUUAGGGAGUUUUAGCGCGAAUGUCCUGCAGUGAUAGUCAUGUACUUCUUGUUAACCGCAGUUAGAUGAUCCAAGCAUGCCGGCGCAUACGAUUUCGCGUCCCACCCCAGUUACACCCGAGGGAAGCAGACUAUGGCGGACCUGUCCAUUUCAGAACCGAGCGCAUCCAACACCGCAACAGAAACAAACUCGGCAAGUCUUCUAAGAGCAUCCGGUUGAAAGAGUCAGCGGGCCAGACAGCGGAUUUUGGGGACCAUCUUCUUCACCUUUUGCGUAAUCAACAUCAUCGAUGGCAUCACACUUGCAAAAUCCGGAUUUUCAAAGUUGUUUCUAUGGCAGGGCCUGUACUGAAGAUGAGCUGGGACCUCAGGCAGAUCCUCAUCGCUGUUUUCCUGCAGUCCAGAAGUCUGCAAGAGGGACUGCAGUAGCCGUGACCAUAGCUCUGGGAGUCGUACGGCAGGAAAACCAAAAAGCACUGACGCUAAUCAGGUGUGACAGGACCGUGCCUUCUGAGGGAUCAUGUCUCAGUCAGGCAAGGUCUACCACGUGUAUGUGGAGGUGCGAGACGGGGAAGUGCUAGACCCCUUGAUGCUCCAGAGGCCAGAUCUGCUCCCGGGGUCCCAGCGGACGUCGCCCACCUGGCCCACAGCCCCGCCAUGUCCCCGGGGUUGUCACACAGAGGCGGGGGCAGCACCCAGAGCCUGUCCUCAAACAAGUCCUCCUCCAGGCACUCCGUGAGCUUCCAGCUGGGCCGCGCGGAGGAGCAGUGCCACGGAGUGGGGCAUCACCGCCAGAGCCUGCCCUGCGACGGGUUCGGCCACCACCUGCUCUCCGGCCUGCAGACCGGCCACAACGGCAUCCUGAUGCGGGCGCGCUCCACGGAGAGCGAGCCUUUCUACGGACGGGAGAACCACAUCGCGGGGAGGUACACGGCACCGCCGACGCCCAGCGCGGGGCGCCGCUCGUACGGAGCGCCCGGCAGAGACGGGGAGGGCCGCAGGUCGGUGGUCACCUACAGCUACAUCGAGAAAGGGAACAUCCAGCCGGCGGUGGACAGCUCGCACAGCUCCCUGUGCCAAAGCGAGCCGGAGAACCCCUUCAACCGGGCCCUGGAGGAGGAGGAGGAGCGCGCGGCCAGCCUCAUGCGGAACAGGCUCAGCGACCCGGCCCGCUUCAGCAGCUGGGAGUCCCUGGGGAGCUCCAGUCCCCAACUCACGCCCUCACAGAGGCACUCACUGAACCUCCGGCGCGCCACCAUGGACUCCAUCGCCCGAGAGGCCACCUACCGCGCCCUGGAGGAGUUCGGCUCCCCGCAGAUAAGGCGCCGCUUGGAGGUGCAAAACCACCAGCCCCAGGACCAGUACCAGUACCAGGCCCAGCCCCGCUGUCGCUCCUGGGGUGGGUCUCCGGUUCUGCCUCGAGGCACCAGCACCCUACCCACCAACGCCCACCUCAUGGACUUGGAUGGGAACCACUCUGCCCACGGCCUGCCCAGAAGCCCGGCACUGAUCAGCUGUCCGCCCACGUCAGGCAGGCCUACUACACCAUGUCCCCCCCCAGCACACGGGCCCACACCCACGGAUCUCCAAACCAGCGGCCGUGGCACGGUGACGACAGUCCCAAGCUGCCACACAAAUACGGUCCUGCUCUGCCGUCGUGCAAACCGACCGCCAUUCAGCACGAGAUACCGGCCAUGACCGUCACUAAGGCUCCCGGUAACCCCGGUAACCACCAGAGGGUGAAUCACCACCUUGCCGACAGCCCUCGCCCCUCUCCCCGGGUCAACUUCAGCCUGGACGCCGCCUCCAAGGCCAAAGCGGACGAGGAG
Clupea harengus (Atlantic herring) is the source of this 2668-nucleotide messenger RNA. RefSeq lists its product as uncharacterized. NCBI's taxonomy places the organism in Eukaryota, Metazoa, Chordata, Actinopteri, Clupeiformes, Clupeidae. Gene Ontology annotation, biological process: regulation of ARF protein signal transduction. Bases 1497 to 2537 code for a protein of 346 amino acids. The transcript has 2 exons. Gene Ontology annotation, molecular function: protein binding; phospholipid binding; guanyl-nucleotide exchange factor activity. The record is from RefSeq and is a predicted model, not a curated record.